Salmo salar (Atlantic salmon) is the source of this 1883-nucleotide messenger RNA. It is a transcript of the gene pigb, whose product is annotated as phosphatidylinositol glycan anchor biosynthesis, class B. NCBI's taxonomy places the organism in Eukaryota, Metazoa, Chordata, Actinopteri, Salmoniformes, Salmonidae. Gene Ontology annotation, molecular function: alpha-1,2-mannosyltransferase activity. Gene Ontology annotation, biological process: GPI anchor biosynthetic process. The record is from RefSeq and is a predicted model, not a curated record. Gene Ontology annotation, cellular component: endoplasmic reticulum membrane.
UCAUCUACCUACAAGCACAAACACGGAACUAACGUGGAUUUUGGUGCUGCUCGAAUUAGCUACAAUAUAUGUAGUUAGUUAUAGUUUAUCUAAGUAAUGGAAAAGAUUCGUGCACGCUUAAAUAUCGGAAGUAAAGCAGAGCCUGUUAAACUGAGGAAACGAAAAUCCCAACUAUAUAGUAAAGAAGAAACAUGUCCUCUUGAUAAUGGUGUAUUGGGGGUCCAUUUCACUGUCUUCACUGUGGUAUUUCGUCUCAUCAACUGCUUCCUGGUCCAGACCAGCUUUGUCCCAGAUGAAUACUGGCAGUCCCUUGAAGUCGCUCAUCUUAUGGUUUUUGACUAUGGCUAUUUGACGUGGGAGUGGACAGCAGGUAUAAGAGGGUUCUCCUACCCUCUCUUCUUUGCAGCUAUAUAUAAGAUAUUGCACUUCUUCACCUGUGACGCAGUUCAACUCUUGGUAUGGCUACCUCGAGUUGUGCAGGCACUGCUUUCUGCAUUGGCUGAUAUUAAACUCUACUGUCUUAUCCAAUCACUGGAGCAUUCUGACGUUGCCAAAUGGACGUACCUCUGCCAGCUCUGUUCUUGGUUCACAUGGUACUGCUGCACCAGGACCCUGACCAACACCAUGGAGACCACACUCACAACUCUGGCUCUCUAUUACUAUCCUCUGCCUGGCUCUAAAACACACAGCAGUACAAAAUAUUUGAUCCUGGUUGCUUUGGCAGUCAUUGUUCGUCCGACAGCCUUGAUUGUGUGGCUUCCUCUGUUGGUUUACCACUUCUGGCAGGAAGAUAACAAGCUGAAACUCAUAACUCACCUUUGCCUUCCCAUUGGGGCUUUAACUCUUGGGAUUUCAACACUGAUUGACUGCAUUUUCUAUGGAAAGUGGACCCUGGUGCAGUACAACUUCCUUAAGUUUAAUGUUUUUCACAACGUGGCUGAGUUCUAUGGCUCUCAUCCAUGGCACUGGUACUUUACUCAGGGCUUUGUGGUUGUCAUUGGCCCUCAUCUUCCUUUCUUCCUGUAUGGAUGCACACUGGCUUCAAAAAGAUACAGAAUAUUGUUAAUAACAAUAGUCUGGACAGUAAUGGUUUACAGUUGUCUGGCGCACAAGGAGUUCAGAUUCAUCUACCCUGUUUUGCCUUUCUGCAUGGUAUUUUGUGGGAUAGCUUUGGUGAAUCUGAGAACCUGGAGACGGCCUGCCGCAUGCGCCUUAUUGGUCUCCAACCUAGUCCCAGCCCUGUACACAGGUCUGCUUCACCAGCGAGGCACACUGGAUGUCAUAGGUCACCUCCAGACCCUGUGUGACGACAGCGAUCCUUCAACACCUCCACUGCCUGAAGUCCUCUUUCUAAUGCCCUGUCACUCUACACCUUUCUACAGUCACAUCCACUGUCCAAUGAAGAUGCGUUUCCUAGAAUGUCCACCAGAUCUCACAGGAGACGAGAGCUAUGUCGAUGAAGCUGAGAGAUUCUUCGCUGAUCCUCAUCAUUGGUUGAGGACCUCAUUUCCUUAUAAGUCAAUGCUGCCAACCCACCUGGUGUUCUUUGAUGUUCUGGAGAUGGAGCUCUCCACAUUCUUGGACGGGAAUAGAUUUAUGAGAAGUACAGAAAUAUUCCACACUCACGUUCCUGAAGGACGAGUUGGAAAAAGCAUCCUAGUUUAUCAAAGGCACUGAACGCAAAACACUGAAGAGAAUGAGAAUACAUUUGUAAGAAGCACAAAGAUUUUCCCAUACUCAUGUAUCUCAAGGACGAGUUUGAAGAAGCAUCCUAGUUUACAAAAUGCACUGAACAGAACCAUCUUGACCAUUGGCACGAGCCAUUGGGAAGUUAAUCAAAAUGGAUCUGUAUUGUAAAGGAAUAAAUUAUAAUUAAAACUGAA